This is a messenger RNA of Lottia gigantea (owl limpet), 2628 nucleotides long. RefSeq lists its product as hypothetical. The transcript is spliced from 18 exons. Gene Ontology annotation, biological process: proteolysis; peptide catabolic process. The annotation marks the transcript as partial. Lineage: Eukaryota; Metazoa; Mollusca; Gastropoda; Lottiidae. Gene Ontology annotation, cellular component: cytoplasm. Gene Ontology annotation, molecular function: peptide binding; zinc ion binding; metalloaminopeptidase activity. The record is from RefSeq and is a predicted model, not a curated record.
AAGCUGCCAACUCAUAUGGUACCACUACAUUAUGAAUUGGUUCUAAAACCCCACAUGUACCAUAAACGUCCAAAAACGUUCACGUUCAAUGCCUUCCUAGACAUCCGUAUGAAAUGCGUAGAAAGCAGUAAUAACAUUACCUUGCAUGCUCGACAUGUGAACAUCAUUGAUAGAUAUCUUAAACUAAGCGGAAGUGUCAGCGGUCCUUUGCAGUCUGUUAUUAUGAACUGGACGAUGGACAGAUCUAGAGAGUUGCUGGUGAUUCAUUUGGACAGCUGGAUGUGGAAAGAUAAAGAAUACACUCUUCGUAUGAGAUAUAACGGUAGAUUGACCAACUCUCUGACCGGAUUCUAUUACAGUAGACAGUUGCAUAACAGCACAAAAAGUUUUGCUGCCGCUUCCCAAAUGGAACCAGAUUUUGCUAGGUCGGUGUUUCCAUGUUUUGAUGAACCCGCAUACAAGGCUCACUUCAAUCUGACAGUCAUUCGGAGGGAUUCAGAGAAAUCUUUGUUCAAUAUGCCACGGAAAGAAGUUCGAAAAUACAAUCAUCAUCAGACGGCGGACAUUUAUGAGACUACUCCCCUCAUGUCAACUUAUCAACUGGCGUUUAUUGUGGGACACCUGUAUGAUUUACCAGAUACCUCUUUACAAAAUGUUAAGUUUCGGUCAUGGACAAUGGGUGAAAAACAAAUCGAGACGAAUUUAGCACUAGAUAUCAGUGUUCUAAUGGUGAAAUAUCUAGAGAAAUAUUUCAGUAGUGUUAUACCACUCAAGAAAUACGAUAUGGUUGCACUCCCUGAUGUAGUUGAAGGUGAUAUGACCAGCUGGGGAUUAUCUAUAUUUAGAGAGAGUAAUAUUCUAUAUACGCCUGGUUCCGCUGCUCAUAUCAAAAAACAAGAAGCAGUGUUAACAAUCUCUCGACGUCUUGCCCAUCAGUGGACUAACCUUGUGUCGCCCAAAUCAUUCAAUCAGCUAUGGUUUAAUAAAGCAUUGGGAAGAUUUGUUGCUGGUCUUGGUAUUGAUCAUUUCUUACCAACAUGGCAAAUGACACAGCAGUUGAUCGUUGAAGAUCUGUAUAGAGGAUUAGAUGAAGAUGCCUUAUCUACAUCGCAUCCACUUGAAUUGGAAGACAAUCGUAUACCAGAUGUAUAUGACCCUAUAGAUUAUCAUAAGGGUGCUUCUGUUCUUAAAAUGUUGCAAUUUAUCAUGGGUGAACGUAUAUUUACUAGCGGUAUAAAGAAAUAUAUAAGAAACCACGCUUACAAACCUGUUACUACUGAUGCGCUAUGGACUAUUUUAACCGACGUAACAAAAGAAAACGGUAAAACAAUCAACGUUAAAGGAUUUAUGGAAUCAUGGACGACACUGGAUGGCUACCCAGUUGUUAUGGUUAACAAUUUAGGGGGAAAUAAGGUAAAAAUCAGCCAAAAGAAGUUUGUUAGGGAUCCAUGUUCAUCUGAGACCAGCACAUCCAUUUCAAAAGCAAGAUGGGAGAUACCAUUCACAUUUACCAGUGACAGAGAAAGGUAUUACAACCAGACUGCUAGAGAUAUUUCGAAGAAGAAGAGUAGUUGUCCAUGGAUAAUGGGUAAUAUUCAACAGUCUGGAUUCUACAGGGUCAACUAUGAUGACAAUAACUGGAUUUGUUUAUUGAAACAACUCAAUGCUAAUCAUGAGGUUAUUCCACCAAUUCAUAGAGCUCAGUUGAUAGACGAUGCAAUGACUCUAGCUGCGUCCAACAUGGUCCAUAUGAAUAUUGCCGUGUUAACUUUAAGAUAUCUGGAUAAAGAAAGGGAAUAUAUCCCUCAUUUAGUGGCCAGAAAACACAUGGAUUAUAUUCAUAAGAUGUUGUUGAAUUCAAGCAUUGAAGCAGUACUUUCUAAUUUAUCAUGGACAUACGAAACUAUAUUUGUAGAGAAAAUAUUUCAAUCUUGUUCGAACUUUCCUGUAAGCAUCGUCACCUCUAAUAUUGAUAAUUUCAGAUUGUUGAGAUCAUUAAUAAUAUCUACAGCUUGUGAAUAUGAUCAACCAGAAUGUGUAAGAAGUGCUUUGGUUAUGUAUGCCAAUUUGAUGGGUAAACCUUCUGAUAAUAGAAUUUCAAGAGAUUUACGGGCAACUAUCUACUGUACAGCAAUCAGACAUGGCAAUGGAAAGGAAUGGAACUUCGCCAUGAGUCGAUUUAGACAAUCUCAAGAGCAUGCCGAGAAAGACAUACUGCUUAGAGCUAUGGCCUGUACUGACAAAGCAAGAACUUUGAAAAGAUUCUUAGAGACAUCUCGCGAUCCAGAGCAGUUCAGCAAGCAUGAUACUCUUGAAGUAUUUGGACAUAUUGGUGCUAAUCCAAUUGGAAGAGCAAUGGUCUGGGACAUGGUUAAGAAGGACUGGACCACACUUUUUAAUGAGUUUAAUGGUAAUCCUAAGUUCGCUGAGAUGAUUAAGAAGAUAACGAGUGAUAUGAGAACAGAAGUAGAGCUGCUUCAGGUUGAAAGCUUCAUAGAACAACACCCAACAUUGGGUAGUACAGAGAAGGUAUUCCACCAAGCCUUGGAGAAUAUAAAAUUUAAUAUCAGAUGGUUGAACAACCAUUACCAGACCUUCAGCACUUUGCUAAAUGAAAACGCAUUUUAA